AUCUCGCACUCAAACACAACCAAUAGCCCAAUCAAUGGGGACGAAUGUAAUAUACUAAGUGAAGCGGAUCCUCGUUCUCUGCUUCUGUGCAUCGAGAAGGAAGCAAGCUUAGCUAGCUAGCCAAUCCAAACCAGCGACUGGGAAAACCGCAGUAAAUAAGCCCAGAGAUUGUAAAGCUACGAGUAUCACCGCUCCACUGAGGGGUUCACUUCGACCAGUAUGGUCCCAAAGAAUCUAGAUGGAAAACUCUGGCAGCAAUUGGGGAUAAUUCAAAUGUUAAGGCACGCUUCCAGCCAAUACGCGAGUCUGAGUGACCUCACUCUCGGUAAUCAUUGGGUAGCUGCAAUAGUCGCAACAGCUAGCCUCGUGGAACAAAUGGGCUUCGGACACGACGUUCUUAAGAUAAGAUAUUUUCGUCUUUUGGAGCUCAUGAGUCGACGCAAUGCGUAUUAUAGUAAUAUGAUGCAGAUUCGAAAGAUGGGUAUCGGAGCGUCCGUGGGAGAUCAAGCCGCAGAGAGCGAUCAACGGCAGUCACACGGCGCCUGCCAUCGCAUCAUGAUGGGAUACGGUACGAAAGGGGCAGCAGCGGAGCUGUUGUGUCUGUAUGCACGCAGCAAUGGCGCCGCGGAGUUUAUCUAUGAAAAACGCAUACUAACUCUUCAAGAGGCGACAUUGGUAGCCACCGUAAAAUUGCAAGAAUCAAGUUUUAGUAACGACGGCUUCGGAUCGUACACUCACGAAAUGGCACAACUCGCUCCUCAAGUGGGUUCGGAGCAUCGGAGCAUGUUCGCCUGUGCUGCUCUUCAGUCUUCUGAACCAUCAUCGAUAUUAAUCAGAGUUGAUUUGUACGCGCGGUAUGGGGACGCCAGCAAGGAGCUGAAUGGAGCGCGGAUCAGUGCUACUUGAUCAAGCACUGGCGUCUGUAACUGUGAGCUAGGCAUUAGUGCACAAGUCGAGUAAGAGGGCAGGUGUGUGUUGACCGCUGAGCGGGUGCAUUGGCGGGUUGCCGCUUGUGCCGGAGUACGAGGUUGUUCAGCACAUUGAGUUCUGCAAGUUGUACUACUUAAAGCAUUGAGCUGCGAGCCCGUGAGCCCAAGGGGUUUAUUAUAGUAGGUUAUGUGCGCUGUUGGGCCUGGCCCAGAAUUGGAUUGAUCGGGUAUGAUCCUUCAUUAUGAUCUGGGGUUGGAAGUGAGACAUGGUUUGGGAAGAUUGGAGUUUAGAGAGGUACGCUAAACUUGGAUUUAGCACGGCAAUGUGGUGCCUGACUCGAGAGCGAUUGCACCGGAGGGAAGGGGCGGGUAACCCGAGGGCGUGGAUAGCUAGUCCUCGCCUGAUGAUGGAAGCGUGCCGG
Molecule: messenger RNA, 1351 nt
Organism: Cantharellus anzutake
Lineage: Eukaryota; Fungi; Basidiomycota; Agaricomycetes; Cantharellales; Hydnaceae
Exons: 5
Coding region: 220-906 (228 amino acids)
Source: RefSeq, a predicted model, not a curated record